AAAUGAUCACAAACAAGAAGUAAUAUUGGUUGGGGUGUAGAAAAGUGAGAUUCCAUUGCAUAAGGUUUCUGUUAUCUAUCUAAACAAUCUAUCCUCUGUUUUGUUUGUUAUUGAAUCUGCAGUUUGUUAGAGUGCAGUGAGUGUAGUUAGUUGGGUGAAUGCCUCUCUCAGUACCUUACAAAACCCUCACUCUCCCAGUCCUCCAUGGACCUUCCUCAUUCCCCUCCAUUUUCAAACCUCCAUGCUUCACCCUUCACCUUCUCAAUCGCGCAUUCGCCUGCAAAAGCCUCGAAAUCGCCUCGCCCAGCCUCUCCCUCCAUUCCAACGUUCCACCAAAUUCCAAACACGUCGACGUCGCCACUCUCAGCAAUCUCUGCGUGGACAUCGUCCUCAAUGUCCCGCAGCUCCCCCCUCCCUCGCCGGUUCAACGCAAGGCCUUCGUGGACCGUUUGGCUCAGUCUCCCCCUGACAAGAAAUAUUGGGAAGCAGGUGGGAACAGCAAUAUGGCUAUAGCAGCUGCAAGGUUAGGACUUAACUGCAUUUCUAUCGGUCAUGUGGGUAAUGAAAUCUAUGGGAAGUUUCUGUCAGACGUGCUUCAUGAUGAGGGCAUUGGUUUGGUUGGGAUACUUUCUAAUGACAAUAGUGACAAUAUCGUCGACAGCUCUAGUAGUGACAGUGGCUCUUAUGAUACUCUUCUAUGUUGGGUUCUUGUUGAUCCUCUGCAAAGACAUGGAUUUUGCAGUCGGGCUGAUUUUAGCAAGGAGCCUGCAUUUCAUUGGAUGAGUAAAUUGUCCAGUGAAGUUAAAAUAGCUAUUGAAAAUUCGAAGGUCUUGUUCUGUAAUGGCUAUGGCUUUGACGAGCUCUCUCCUGGUGCGAUACUCUCAGCAAUGGAAUAUGCUGUUGAAGUUGGCACAUCAAUCUUCUUUGAUCCUGGGCCACGAGGAAAGGAACUCUCCACUGGGAGCCCUGAUGAACAAAGAGCUCUUAACCAGUUAUUGAGAAUGAGUGACGUUCUUCUUCUGACUUCUGACGAGGCUGAGUCAUUAACUGGCAUAGAAGAUCCAAUAUUAGCAGGGCUGGAGUUUCUCAAAAGAGGGAUCCGCACGAAAUGGGUGAUUGUAAAAAUGGGUUCUAAGGGUUCAAUUAUAAUAACGGCAUCUAGUAUAGCUUGUGCACCUGGAUUCAAGGUGAAUGUUAUUGAUACUGUUGGUUGUGGAGACAGUUUUGUAGCUGCUAUUGCCUAUGGUUUUAUACAUAAUAUGCCACUGGUUAAUACGUUGGCAAUUGCAAAUGCAGUGGGUGCUGCAACAGCCAUGGGCUGUGGUGCUGGUAGGAAUGUAGCAACACUAGAGAAGGUAGUAGACUUAAUAAGAUCAUCAAACCUCAGCGAAGAUGAUGAAUUUUGGUUUGACAUACUUGAAAAGAAUAUGGUAUCUCAGGAAAUAACAUAUCUGUCUAAUGUUAUGAAAGGAAACAGAAACCAUCUCAACCUUGUCUCAUUUGACAAAGUUGUCUCUGAGCUCUUGCCCAGGCUUGAACUUCCACAAACAGUAGGGAAUGUGUCUACUUGAUAGAUUGUCGAAAAAUGGGUUGCAACCACUGCGAUAUCUAUUCUUGUAAAAGAACUCUUCUGAUUUUCGGGUUCUUAGCUUCUUUCUGUAAAAGUUAAAGCUUAAGCAUUUAUAUAACAGUUUAUCACUCAACAAGGUUACAUAAAUUGCCGUAGCUAAAAUGCUUUGAGCAAAUACAUGAAAGGUAGCUAGCUUAUCAUCAAGCAUUUUAACGGAUUUUUGGCAUUUCAGUCUCAACAGUAUUCCUCUGAUUUUGAUUUCAAAGGGAUUUUUACUCCACGAACCAGAACCAGAACCAGUGGGGCAGAGCUUUUAUCCUGAGACCCCAAUUUUUUUGCUUCAUUUUUGUGUGAAUGCUUUUCAAACACUGAUAUGUAAUAGUCUCAUUUUUACAUAGUUGAUUUUUGACACGAAAA
Molecule: messenger RNA, 1987 nt
Organism: Vigna unguiculata (cowpea)
Lineage: Eukaryota; Viridiplantae; Streptophyta; Magnoliopsida; Fabales; Fabaceae
Product: pfkB-like carbohydrate kinase family protein
Source: RefSeq, a predicted model, not a curated record